AUGCUCGGGCCUCUGACGGCGGCUACCCCGGACCUUCUCCAGGCACCUCAAACGAGUAUUAUAACCAAGGAUACCAAGGACCACAAGGGUACCAAGGAGGCGACGCCUACCGUCAGCAACAGGGAUACGGCCCACCUCCACAAGGUUACUAUCCUCAGCCCCAAGGCAUGUACUAUCAACCGCAACAGGGCUAUCCGCCUCCGCAGCCUGGGUACUUUGGCGGAGCUCCGCCACGUCAAAGCGCCGCAGCUGAUGCUGGCGGUUGUUGUGCUGGUCUCAUGGCUGCUCUUGCUUGCUGCUGCUGCCUGGAUAUCCUGUUCUGAGCCACUCGCGGCUUGGCAGUGGCGGCGGGUGGUGCACGUCUUCUUACGUGCGCUUUUCUGUAUUAAUUUGAACGGCCAAUGCGGCCGCGAAACGGAAUGA
Penicillium chermesinum is the source of this 423-nucleotide messenger RNA. RefSeq lists its product as uncharacterized. The coding region runs from base 1 to 423 and encodes 140 amino acids. The record is from RefSeq and is a predicted model, not a curated record. Lineage: Eukaryota; Fungi; Ascomycota; Eurotiomycetes; Eurotiales; Aspergillaceae. The transcript has 2 exons.